Molecule: messenger RNA, 5218 nt
Organism: Pelmatolapia mariae (spotted tilapia)
Lineage: Eukaryota; Metazoa; Chordata; Actinopteri; Cichliformes; Cichlidae
Product: kinase suppressor of Ras 1-like
Exons: 19
Coding region: 308-2686 (792 amino acids)
Biological process (GO): protein phosphorylation; Ras protein signal transduction
Cellular component (GO): cytoplasm
Molecular function (GO): protein kinase activity; ATP binding
Source: RefSeq, a predicted model, not a curated record
GCCACAUACCAACACACACACACAGUGAUUCAAGGAUAUACACAUGUUGAAAGCACUUUGUAAACAAAAGUGCACACAAACAGUGAAGGUAGUGUUCAAACCUCAGGGUGACUCAGUUUUGUUUUUUUUUCCUGACAUUGGCUUGAGGAGGAAGUGACAGGUGGACAAGGAAGCGCUAAGGAGCUAAGAGCAGGAGGCGAUCAGGCUGACAGUCAGCCCGCAUGGAAGGCGCUGCAUAGCAAACUGGAAUCAUAUGUAGCACACUGAGGCUGCAGCAGGGAAGCUCUCAGUGGACAGCUUGCUGCAGAUGUCCAGCUCUGAGCUGCAGGACAUGAUGAGACGCCUAAGCUCCAACUCAGAGGAUCGCUCUCGCCUCACUACUGCUCUCUCCUGUCUAAAGAGUGUUAAUGAAACAGGAGGUGAUCUGAGGCAUAACUCAGGCUCCUGCAGUUCUGAGUCACAACAGGACAGCAGUCCCUUUUCUCCUAUUAGACCCUCUUUAAGCUCUGGUAGCCCUUUUACCUCAUUAAAACCCAACAGCAAUCAUGGCCGCUCCAUCUCUAUAUCAGUGGUACCCUGUUCAGAUGACCAGAGACCAACUGUACCAGCUGAGAACAUGAGUGAUCCGUUCUCUUUGGAAUCAAGCACCCCUUCGCUAACACAGGUCUCAAAGACCCACACGUUCAAGUCCUCCCACACACCACCACCACCCUCUCGCAAACUGUUGCAACUGCUUCCCAAUAUUGCACUGACGAAAAACAAGAGUCAUGACUCACAGCCGACCAACCGCAACGAGGAUCCUGGGACACACAAGGCCUGUAAGAAGAAUAAAGUGUUGGCUGCUAUUCAGAUCAACGGCUCUGGGAUCGGUCCUGAAGAUUCAGCUCUAAGAUCACCUCUGCUGUCUGCCCAAACACCUGGCCCUGUCCCAGCCUCAGCUCCAUACAUGAUGCCCGCCGCCCCCAUCUUACUGGACAAUCUAGCCAUGCAGAGAAGUUCCCCCCAUACAAUAAGAAGAGACAUUGGCCUGGCUGUAACCCACAGGUUUUCGACUAAGUCCUGGCUCUCCCAAACAUGUCAAGUUUGUUCUAAGAGCAUGAUGUUUGGUGUCAAGUGUAAACACUGCAAGUUAAAGUGCCAUAACAAGUGUACCAAAGAUGCACCUUCAUGUCGGAUAUCAUUUGCUACAUUGCCAAGGAUGCGUAGGGCAGAAUCGGUACCAUCAGACAUCAACAAUCGGAUUGAUCACACAGCCGAAGUCUCAGUGCAGUUUGGCACCUUACCAAAGGCACUAACCAAAAGGGACCCUGUCCCCAGUAUUAACCAGCUGGAAUCCAGCAGUAACCCGUCAUCAGCCACCUCUUCCACACCUUCCUCUCCAGCACAUUUCCAGCAGAGUAACCCUCCAAGCGUAAGUGCCACCCCCCCACCUAACCCAUCACCACAGAGCUCCUGGGACAACCGCUUCAACUUCCCAGAUGUUCCUGCCUCCACAUACAGCGCUCAGCAUUCUGGCAGUCACAAUGAGUCUGGGGUGUCACUGAUGGUGAUUACUGAGACACAAAUAACAGCCGCAGAACAGGGACUGGAAGAGGAAGGAGAGGAAGAUUACACAGCUAUGGAUAAAGAAGGAGCUGACCAGACUGACACAAAAAAGAGUUAUUCCAAGGGAGAGUAUGAUGAAGAUGGUCUGGAUGAUCUGCCCUCUUCUAUAUGCCGCCGUCAGGCUAUUGGCCGUUCUGGGGUCCCCAUCUCUCGUAAGGUCAGCCAGACCAGUGUCUACCUCCAGGAGUGGGACAUCCCGUAUGAGCAACUACAGCUGGGAGAGCUUAUUGGAAAGGGUCGCUGGGGUAAGGUGCAUAAAGGUCGCUGGCAUGGUGAGGUGGCUAUUCGCCUUCUAGAGAUUGAUGGCAACAACCAGGAUCAUCUGAAAGUCUUCAAAAAAGAGGUUAUGAACUACAGGCAGACCAGGCACGAGAACGUCAUCCUGUUCAUGGGCGCAUGCAUGGCUCCUCCUCAUCUUGCUAUUAUCACCAGUUUCUGUAAGGGUCUGACUCUAUAUUCUGUUGUAAGAGAAAGAGGUCACCUGCUGGACAUAAAUAAAACCAGACAGAUUGCACAGGAAAUCGUUAAGGGAAUGGGUUAUCUUCAUGCCAAAGGCAUCAUUCACAAGGAUCUGAAGUCCAAGAAUGUGUUCUAUGACACAAACAAGGUGGUGAUUACAGACUUUGGCCUGUUUGGAAUGUCUGGUGUGGUACAAGAAGGCAGAAGAAAGAAUGUGCUGCGGAUACCACAGGGCUGGAUCUGCUACCUGGCUCCAGAAAUUGUUCGAAAAUUGAGCCCAGAGGUUGAUGAGGACCAGCUGCCUUUCUCCAAAGCUGCUGAUAUUUAUGCUUUUGGCACAAUCUGGUAUGAGCUGCAGAUGAGAGAUUGGCCAAUUACCAACCAGCCUGUGGAAACUAUAAUCUGGCUAGUGGGUCGUAAUGAAGGCAUUAAGAAUGUGCUGUUAGAGUCCAAUCUGGGCAAGGAGGUCACGGAGAUCCUGUCUGCCUGCUGGUCCCUUACGGCAGAUGACAGGCCACCUUUCACCCAGCUAGCAGGCAUGCUGGACAGACUCCCUAAACUCAACCGCAGACUUUCUCACCCUGGACACUGGAAAACAACAGAAAAAGCUGAAAUUUUAUGAAGCUAAGAGGAACCAUGACACCAUCAGUCAACGAAAAUGCUGUAAAUAGUGUUUUUUAAAGAAAUGUGAAAAAUGUAAAGCUGGCCUGCUGAUGAUCAAAUGAUAUAUAUGUACAUACUUAGACUGUUUUUCGUGUGACUACUGUUUUAUUUUGAGGAAAGAAUGAAUAAUGCAUCAAGUAAAUGCAUUUUUUCUACUUUAACUGGCAAAUUAGGCACUAUCUUUGCUUUUUCUUCUGAUACGUGAUAGUGUUUAUCACAGUCUGUAAUGUACUGCAUUUCUCUUGUAUUUCUGCGUUUCCAUUCUCCUUUUCUUCUGUCUCCAACUUCCUCUUCUCUGGCUGUUGCCUGAUUCACCUUGGCCUGUUCCUGUUGUGCAUCAUCUCCUGACGGCUUUCUUUGGGUCCUGCAUUUCCAUCUUUAUCUAUGAUCUUGUUUCCUUAUCUUUCUAUUUGCUUACUUGUUUUCCAACAUUCCUGUCUGUCUCCUGGGUCCACUCCUAUUUUAGUUAAGGCCACUGGAAAAUCAUGAAUGCCUGAGACAUCACUGACAUCAGCAUAUCACUAAGUUACGCAGUGAGAGCUUGUUAAAUUGACUGAAAAUAUGAUAUGAAAGAUGUAGCUCUGACAGAUUUCCUAUAAGAUCUGAUAUUAUGCAUGCACUAGCCAAAAUUUGUAUUCUAGAUGAAAACCAGCAGUUGAAACCUUUUAAGUUCAGGGAUGUCACUUCUGCUCACGAGUUUGGAAGCCCUUUCAAAAUGUAAUUGAAAUGAAUGAAGAUUAGAGAUUAUAGAUUAUAAGUAAAUGAGGAAGUAAUUUCGGACACCACUGAAGACAGUGACAUCAUAAUACCUGGGUCUAAAAAUGCUUUAUCUCUUUUCCCUUGAUUAACCUGUGUGCCUACUUUCCCCCCACAUUUCUAACUCCCAACCUUCAGUGAAUGUAAUUCUUCUUAUGUAUGUUUAAAUGUGAGUGUAGGCAUAGUCUCAUGGCUAUUUGAGUUAUCUGCGUAGUUAACUAAGAGCUGCUGGUUUCAGCUCUUAGUUAAUUUAAAAUACAAUUUACUUCAAGGGUUCCACCAGAGUUUAGUGAGGGUCAGUUCACAAUAUACACACAGUAAAUUUUUAAGUUACUUAAUAGAAAAAGUGUUGUGCUUAUAAAUAUACAUUGAUUAUUAUGUAAUUAUGAUGCAGUCUCAUAAACUUAGAAUUAGUCCAAUAAAAUACAUCAGCGCAGAUUUCUUCUAAUCUUCUUCUAAUCUUGAGUUGUUGAUUUAGUUUUUUCCAGAGUUUAUUGUCCUACAGCAGCCACCAUAGCUACCAUUAGGUACUUGAAUUGGAAGAGAAGAAAACAAAAUUCAGUUGGCUGCAAUCUAGUGACAUCUAGUGGAGAGAAACCGAUAGUUCUUUGCAGAAACUGCUUUUUGGGUUUGGUUUUUUUGUUUGUUUGUUUGUUUAUUUGUUUUUUUACAAAUUUUCUACACACUGAAGAAUAUGAAUAUAAAUAUAAUUUUAGCAUUAACAGUCGGACUCAAACAGUCUCUCAGUCUACCACUGUUCUAAUGUGGAAUUUCUGCCUCUUUGAUUCAUAAUAUAUCUCCAAAACUGAAAGUGUUUGGCUAGACUGAGUUCACUUUAGUGCAAAAGGCACCACAGAAGUCAUUCACCUCUCUACCAAAGUAAUAAAUAUCACAGACAGAUAUGAGUUACUAUUUAUGUUCCACUUUGACACAAUGAAAGAUAAAGAUGAUUGAACUGACCCUUGGAAAAACGAUUCCCUCAAAAUAACAACUUUGCUUUUUUUUAUUUCUGUUGCAAUUUUAUAAGAUUCCCUGAAGCUAUGAAAUAGCUAAGUAGUUAUGAAUAGAUGACGAAUGUUGUGGUAUCGAAACCACGAUAGAAAGACACUGCAGUGCUCCAACAACACUUGACAGAAUGCAGCUGUCGCACACUGCCACCUGAUUAGUCAUCAUUAAUUUAUCAGAGGGCAAACUACUGAGUGAUACCACCCACAGUGGAAUAUAAGAAGAGAUACAAGUUAUCUGUCUACUUUAACUUCUUAUAGGACAACAGUAAGCGGAAGCACUGUAAUAGAAAGAAUGUUUUCAUUAUAGUAUAAGGAAGAUUGUGACAAGAAGCAGUGCACCCUUGCGCAAUUUGUAUUAGUGAGAAAGACAUGGCUGUUGUGUUUGUGAGUUUUAUUUCCUCAGGCUGGACUAAAAUGUACAUUCACCAAAAGUGUUUAUAUGUAAUGGUUUCACCAGUAGAGCAAAGCCCAAUCUAUGAUGAGAAAAUUUAACUAAUGCAUAUAUGUAAAUACAGUAUUUUACUGCACGUUGUAUUUAAUACACUUCUCUCAUGUUUGUGCAAGGGUUGAGUUUUAAAAUGUUUUUGUUGGUACUAUAUUUAUGUAUGAGACUGUUGUUGGUGGAUUGUUUUCCUUUUCUUGUUUCCAUUUUUCUGUUUUUUGUUGAUACUUUCAAGGCUUUUUGUCUGAACAAUUUAAGACAUUAAACCUGAUAUUUUGAUAAGUGA